UCUGUCUGACAAAAUAAAGGACUUUCUGAUUAGGAGGUAUUGUUUUCUGACUGAAUUAAGCCCUAUCAAAUUCAACGUUCUUUUUUUAGGCAUCAUGAAAAAGUGCUUUUGUUUCCUUUAGCAGUAAUUUGGAAAACAGUUGUAGGUUCUCAGCCUGGAAUGAAUAAUAUCAACAACUCUACAAUUUCUAUGGUUUGGGAAUAUGAUUUACACCCACUGGACCACCUUCCUCACAGCUUGAGGGCGCCCUGUUUCUUCACAACUUCUAACCAUUUCCUGUCCUUGUCAUCUCAUUAUUGCAAUGCAACCCAGCUCUUUUUUUGAAUCUGAAACCUGCCUAUUUGGGAAUCUUGCUUCCUUUCUGAAGUUCAGUGGAAUCCCUGAACCCUGGAGAGAAGCUUUCUGACUAGUUGCUGCUACCAAACAAAAUGGAAGAUUCCCCAGCUGGCCUGGACCUCAGCCUUUGUCAAGAACAGACAGAACAUGCAGGUUUACGGGAUAUUUUGAAUGAUGGCAGUCGUAACACAUACCGUGAAACAGAAAACAUGCAGAGUAGUGAAGAUGUGAAAGAAUAUAAUUUGACUAAUGGAAGAGAGAGAGAAGGUAGUCCUAGACUUAUGGCCACAACUGAGUCCAAAAUUUAUGUUGAAGACAGCAUGCUUAAGGUCAAAAGUGACUAUGAUGAAAAACAAGAUGGAAUUUUGAAGUCUGAGCCGGUAGAAACUGGAGAAGAACCCAGGAUUCUUUAUAACUGCAGGCCGGAGUACGGAGACUAUGACAAUAUGGAACUGGAGAGGCAUUCUGAACCAUAUGACCUUGUCAAAUCAAAUACUGCAAAACUGAAGUGUGACAUUUGUGGAUUAGGCUGUGUCAGCCUCAAUGUGCUGGUGGUUCACAAGCGUAGUCAUACUGGUGAGCGCCCUUUCCACUGUAAUCAAUGUGGAGCCUCAUUUACCCAGAAGGGAAAUCUUCUCCGCCAUGUUAAACUUCACACUGGGGAAAAGCCAUUCAAAUGUCACCUUUGUAGCUAUGCCUGUCAAAGAAGAGAUGCACUCACAGGACACUUAAGGACACAUUCUGUGGAGAAACCAUUCAAGUGUGAAUUCUGUGGACGGAGUUAUAAGCAGAGGAGUUCAUUAGAGGAACACAAAGAAAGAUGUCGGACAUACCUCCAGAAUGCUAGCCUCAGUGAAGCUGAAAGUUCAGAGAGAAGGCACAUCAGAAGUGAAAUGGGGACUGAGCGGGCCCUUGUCCUGGACCGCUUAGCAAGCAAUGUUGCCAAACGAAAACGUUCCAUGCCACAGAAAUUUAUUGGUGAAAAACACCCCAACUUUGAAGUGAAUUACAGCCAUGGCUUUUUAUAUGAAAAGGAGAGAGAGGCUAUGCUGCCAGGAUGCAUGGCAGAGCAAGCCUUCAACAAUGCCAUUGGCUAUCUUGGUGCAGAAUCAGUGCGCCCACUUGUGCAAGCCUCAGCUGCUCCAACCUCAGAGAUGGUGCCUGUUAUCAGCAGCCUGUAUCCCCUUACAUUCACUCACACUGAAAUAUCUAAUAAUAACCCACCAAAAAUGGAAAAAAGUGACACCCAACCAAGGGACAAGAUACCUACUGAGCAAGGCCUUUCUCCAAACAAUAGUGGUCAACAUUCUGCAGAUUCAGAUAACAAUCAAGAAGAGAAUCAGAAUCAUGCCUAUCUUCAAAAUCAAAUGGUUCCUCCUCCUUUGCAGGCCAGGAAUGGACUCCUGACUUUCAAGGAACUUCCUAGAGCAUAUGACAUGUUCAGACAACCAACCAUUUGUCCUUGUGAUGUCUUGAAAGUCUUCAACAAAGAAGGUGAACCCGUUGGAGUCUAUCGAUGUGAUCAUUGUCGUGUUCUUUUCUUGGAUUAUGUUAUGUUCACUAUUCAUAUGGGAUGUCAUGGUUUCCGUGACCCUUUCGAAUGUAACAUGUGUGGGCACAGGAGCCAUGACAAAUAUGAGUUCUCAUCUCACAUAAUUCGGGGUGAACACAGAAUGGGGCUGAUAUGAAAGCAAAAUUACUCCGUUAUUUUCUGAGAGACUCAAUGUGCAUCUGUACUGCAAAAUCAGCCAGUGUUUUAAAUAUAAUUAAAUAUUGAGUUUUCUCAAAAAACAAAACACAUCUGAUCAUGGAUGUAUGAAUGGGUAUUUUUAUGAAGUUCACUUAUAGAACUAAAAUGUUCAGCAUUCUUUGACCUGAACUAGGAAGGUUAAACAGAUUAUAAUUACUUAUAUAGAAGCAUAUUAAGAUCUUUUUAAAAACAAGGAUCUCCUUAAAUUCUAAACUUCUAGAAAAAACUACUUCAUUUUUCAGUGUUUCUUUGCUUUUCAACAUUUUAAUUGCAAUGCAUUAACAUUUGGCCAUCUUUUGUCUAGUUAAACAUGUCUUGUGGCAAAGAGUUUACUGUAUUAUAGUGUUGCCUAAACUCCAGCAAACAUUACUGCAUAAUUUUGCCGCAUGUUUUUUAAAGAAAACAAAGAUUUCUUCCAUACUAGACUUCUAUUAAGCUGUCAAACUGCCUUAUUCAGAAUUCUACUAAAUCUCCAAAUGACAUCAUAUUCUAUUUUUAACCUUCUUGUCUCAGAAUUUCAAUAUAGAAAAAAAAGCUCCCAAAUCAUUCCACAAUGUCUUUCAGCAGCACUCUGGAAGCACAUAAUAAUGACAUAUAGAAAGGUAUAAUGACAAAACUGAAGGCAGGCCUCAUUUUCUUACAGGAAGAAAUUACAAUUUAGCAAACAUCUGGAACUCACAUGGUUAAAACCCAAGGAAUGCCAACAAGAAGGAAAUUUUUAAAAUGCGGAAACCUGUGACUGAACUGAAAUCUGAAGCUAAAGUGCUUAACAUGUAACUCAUUGCCAUCUUUAGUAUUAAAAAAUAAGCUUUGGGAUAGCGCUAUAGGGCUGGCAUAAUCAUGUUUUGGACAUUCAUGAAAAAAAUGAAUGUAUAUCAUUAUAUGACCAUUGGAUAAGGAUUUAUAGGGGAAGAAUUUAAGAAUUUCUUAUAUGUGCCAUUCUUUGAUACAUGCACUGUAAUUGUUACUUGUAGUCAGUAGAUAUUUGAAGUCAUGUGUCAUAAGGAUAUUUGUUAAAUUUGCUGGAAUGUCUUCAGCUUUUGUUGAAUAUUGAGUACUGAUUUGUUAUUAUUCUAGGAAUGAAGUUAUCCUCUAUAAUAGUAGUGUUCCAAUCCAAAAGCUGCUUCGUAUAGGAUAAUAGUAGCCUGUUAGCUAUAAAAUCACACCAAGCAGAAGACAAUUUGGUUAUCUUUUGUCCUUCAAGAUAAACCCCAGAUUUGAUGAAGAGGGAAGAAAGGUGGGUGCGGGAAAAUGAAGACAUCCCACCAAAUUUCAAUGAGAGUCACAUUUUCAAUGAAAUAUCAAAGCUUCUUCUGGGCAAAAAAAAAGUAGAGGGAUAUUGAAGUGAUAUUGAGAUACAAUGAACAGUAAAGAGAUUUCUCAACAGGAAAGGGGAAAAAUCCAAUACAUGCUAAGACAUUUUGCUCAGAAUCAGCUUUCAAAAUGUAGAUUUUUUUCCUUCAAAGAAUUCUUAAGAAAAAAAAAAGAAGUUUCUAUAAGGCUAGAGAAAUUACUCAGGGCAGUCAGAAGAUUUGCAUUAUUGUGCUAGUAAUUUUUUACUCAAGUUUGCUUAAUCUCCUUUCAUUUUAAUACUUCUGGAAGAACGAGCCUUUCUCUUACCUAGUAAACAAAAAAUAUCUAUAUUAUUAUCCAAGUAGAUUUAAUAUUAUCACAUAAUAGCUAAGUCAUUCUAAUAUAUGGUAAUAUUGUGUAUAAACACUGCUAUUUCAACUAAUGGCUGCUCAGAAUCUUCUCUAGAAAAAUUCAGUGGAAUGUUUUGGCUUUAAACACAAAUUUCUACUGUGUUUACUUUAUAUUGUAAAUCAUUUAUUUUAAAGUCUUUUCUUCAAUGUAAAUUAGUAGAUAUAAUUUUAAUACAAUAUGA
This is a messenger RNA of Crotalus tigris (Tiger rattlesnake), 3971 nucleotides long. RefSeq names its product IKAROS family zinc finger 3 (gene IKZF3). Lineage: Eukaryota; Metazoa; Chordata; Lepidosauria; Squamata; Viperidae. The record is from RefSeq and is a predicted model, not a curated record. The coding region runs from base 429 to 2024 and encodes 531 amino acids. Gene Ontology annotation, molecular function: RNA polymerase II cis-regulatory region sequence-specific DNA binding; DNA-binding transcription factor activity. Gene Ontology annotation, biological process: regulation of transcription by RNA polymerase II. The transcript is spliced from 9 exons. Gene Ontology annotation, cellular component: nucleus.